Molecule: messenger RNA, 1978 nt
Organism: Helianthus annuus (common sunflower)
Lineage: Eukaryota; Viridiplantae; Streptophyta; Magnoliopsida; Asterales; Asteraceae
Product: late secretory pathway protein AVL9
Exons: 9
Coding region: 273-1817 (514 amino acids)
Source: RefSeq, a predicted model, not a curated record
UAACCCGGUCUUUAAACCGAACCGGUUAGUAACGGUUCGGGUUCUCAUCGUAUUAAACUGGUUGAAAAACUGAACCGGUUGUUUAAAAGAAACCCAUCUGUAACUUUUUUUGACUAUCGUUGUUUAAAUUUUUACAGUAUUUCAGAAACCCUCGACACACCACCGUCCCGUCGCAAUUCGCCACCAGCAACCACCGCACCACCACCAGCUCUGUUCGCCUAAGCAGUUCUUCUUCAAACGCUCACACUUACGGACAUCUGAUUGGUUAUAGUAUGGGCAGGACGAGGGAACGUGCUUGGAGAGGCUCAAGCAUUCACCCACUAAAACCGACACAAAAGAUUAGUUCUAUAACGGGCAAGACAAAGGAAUGUGCUCGGGGAAACACAAACACUCAGAUACCAAAUAAGAAGCUAAAACCGACAACAAAGUUACUCGAUGAUGAUAGUGAUGUAGAAAUGUUUGAGCCUAAGCAGCAACACUGCGAGUUGAUUGAAAUUGUGUCUUCUACGUCGGUUUCUUUACUUGAUGAUGAUGAUGAUGAUGAUGAUGAUGUUGAUAAUGAUGGUAGCGGUGGUGAUGAUGAUGAUGAUGAUGAUGAUGUUGAUAAUGAUGGUAGUGCCGGUGAUGAUGAUGAUGAUGAUGUUGAUAAUGAUGGUAGUGCCGGUGAUGAUGAUGAUGAUGACAAUGUAGAAAUAUCAACCUCGAAGCAAGAACAUUGUGAGUCGGUUUCUGUUUUAGCAGAAGCUUCCAAGAAAAUCUCUUCUUCAGUGACUAGUAAAGCUGAUGACAUCAUCAUCACAAACCAGAAAGAAAUUGACACCACCGGAGAGUCUCGAAAAGAGAUGAAUGUAAUUGAAGAUGACUCACACUCACCGGAGUGGGCCCAGGCUCUUGAACCAGUAAGAAAGCUACCAACUAAUGUGGGGGCAAGAAUUAGAAGAUGUGUUUAUGAAUCUCUGAAUAGAAAUCCACCCAAUUGGGCCGUAGAGAUUCUCGAACACUCCAUUAGCAAAGGAGUUUAUAAGGGAAAUGCAUCAGGACCCACAAAGAGAGCGGUUAUUUCAGUUCUUGAAAAAGUGAGAGCUGAUAUUCCACAACCGAAGCCCACCGAGCAGGAACACCGUGAGUUGGAUGAACAUGUGUCUUCUAUGUCCGAUUCGUUACUUGAUGAUAAUGAUAAUGAUGACGACGACGAUGAUGAUGUAGAAUUCGUAGUCCCCAAGCAGGAACAAUGUGAGUUGGUUGAAAAUACGUCUCCUAUGUCAGAUUCGCUGGAAAAGAACUCAUCUUGUCAAAGUGACAUAGUUUGUGUCCAAGGCUACAAAGUGAAGCGAAAUAAUGCAACAAUUCUUGAAGCCAUUUUCAAGAAGCAUGGUGACAUUGCAGCUAAUUGUGUAUUCAAAACAUCUUCUACGAGAACACAUUUCCUCGAGGUUGUUUGUGAAGUCGUUAGGCGAAUUCAAACCGAUGAUAUGGAUGAGAUGGUGGAAGAUAUAGAGUGCCAAGUGUCGGAUGCAGAAGCCGCCAACGUUAAUGUGUCAUGGAUUCGAGCGCACUUCGAAGCUUUUCACAAAAGAAAGGAGACUAGUAAAAAGUACAGUUUGCUUAUGGAAAUGAAAUCAAACACCGUUUUGGUUAAACAAGCGGCCCAAAUGGAUCUGAGAGAGAGAUGUGCGGAGCUAAUGAGUGCGAAAGAACGGAUUAAAGAUGCUGAAAGGUGUGUGAGAGUGUUGCAUCUUGUUGAAAAGAAUCUAAAUGACGAUAUCUUGGAAUCGAAGUCUAAACUAGACUCAUGGGUAGAUCAUCCGGUUGUAUAGGCUAAUUAGAUCAUGCUAUGGUAUGGUGUGUAAAUGUUAGAAGUUUGAUAAAUGGGCCAUAGAAUGUCUUGUAUUUUGAUCAAAUGGGGUGCUCCCGCCAAGUUUAAACUUUAAACCUUAUGUGUUGUGAACCUUAAAUGAAUUAAAUUAGUAUUUUAUAA